GAUGACAAACAGUGAGGAGAAGGUCGUAGUGGGCAUUUUUUCGACACCAUUAAAUUGGUCUUGCUCUCUUCGACUACUCGACUUUAUGCCAAUAUUUCAGGCAGAGUUAUUGGCGAUCAUCCUAGCUCUACGAAAACUUCUGACAUCUAUUUAUUCAGCCGUAAUCUUAAGCGACUCCAUGUCUGUUUGCUCCGCUUUAUCAGUGCCCAAUUCAAAUAUCAUUCUCCGACAAUUUCAUUGAUCCAUACCCCAACAUUUACGCCUCAUCCAUCUGGCAUGGGUGCCAAGGCACGUAGGGCUCACUUUAAACGAGUCAACAGACGCACUAGCAGCGGCAUCUCUUAAAGGCCCGGUACUGAGAAUCCUAAGACCUUCGGCAUACGUCACUUCUGCAAGAUUUCAAAAAUUUUCCGUCCAAGUACAACAUGCCAAAUCAUGUGUAUUAAAUAACGCCGAUUUCCAGCACCUUAGAUUUCCUUGGCACAGCAGGUGCUGUUCAACAAGAAAGUUUGAAGUUUCAUUUACGCGAAUAUACGUUGCCGAAUACCAAGGCUUAAUUUCUAUUCCCAUAGGUCUGGUUCGGCACCUUCCACUCAAUGUUUUUACUGCAAUGAACCCGAAACUAUGGAUUAUUUCUUUAUAGAGUGUCGUAGGUUCACCAUGCAUAGAAAACGACUUCUAGAAGGUCCCCUCCGCCAACUUGGAUUAGCCAUUACGCUACCUAUCAUUCUGUCUCUGGGGGCGUUGUCACUAGGACACUGCAAUGGCAACGUAUGUGAUGCCAUAUUUAAUUUUAUAUUGAAACAAGGAGACUGCCAUGCUAAUCUCACCGUUUUACUUUCCGCAACAAGAAACCAAAAAUAGUAACUUCAAAUUUUAAGAUACUAUAGCAUGAAAAUUAAUAUUAACGAUUAGAAUUCAUUUAACAUCUCAUUCUUAAGUAAGAAAAUUCUAUUUACGUAUUCAUCCUUUUUCUACCCACUGCCGCCCGAUUCAUGGCCAAUCCCCCGUAGUGGGUUGUGCUAUAUCUACAGGCACCAAACCAACUAACCAAAGUGUAGAGCCCCGGGUAGUGAAGGAGGAAGCAGAAGAAGAAAAAUGGCCGACGAAGAGCAGCAGCUCGAUCAGGCUGUCGACAAGCGGAAAAAGAAGAUCCACUUCGCCGUCGAACCAUCCACGGGAGACCCUGAAGCAAGGGUAGCAGACGGCGCACCAGCGCUUGACGGAGACCUCCGAAGCGUUGGUCGCCUCGUUGUCGUACCUCCCCACCUGAGACACAGACAUGAGGAAGGCGGUGCCCAGCAGCCCCGGCUCUUCGGCAAGUACCGGCUGUCGCUGUGCCUCGUGCCACUCGGCUUCCUCGGCAUCAUCGGAGUAGCCUACUUGAUGGCUAUACCAGAGUCGCGCACGCCAAGCGGAACACAGAACUCGACAGCGUUGGCGGCAUCCACGAGUGCUGCGCCGUCUGCUGUCAUCCCAGGCAGACCUUUCCCGCGUUACAGGUAUGUGGCUCGUCCAGGCAUGUUCGACGCUCCGCGUGCGCUCGUCACGACGACGCGACCGGACAACGGCACCGUCACAUCGGAAGUCCCAAAGGUGUCCUGGGCUGCACACGUUCCCAGGAAGCCCAUAUGGUGCUUCUUUGACUCCAAGGACUUCACCUACACAGUGAGCAGCCUGCCGCUGGAACUGUGCACCGCCAUUGUCUUCUGCUGUCUAGAUCUCUCGCCAGGAGGAGACAGCGUUGCUGUCUUGGCGUCUGAUGAAGAGCGGUACCGUGCCAUCGCCGAGCACCGCAGGGCAUACCCCUGGGUGCGGCUGUUCGUGGGCGUUGGGGGCCCACGGGCCAUGGAGGAGGGCUUCCGCCACCUCAGCUCGCCCAAGGUGACCAACAUGACCGUGGUGCGUCUCUGCCGCAGCCUGCACAAGUUCUCCGAGCGCAUGGGAGGCGAAGGCGUCCUCUUCCACCCGCCAGCUAGCACCGACGGUGCCUACCACCAGUUCAUCGUGAACCUUCAAGAAUGUCUUGGUGCAUUUGACAUUGAGUUGAGCGUUGUGAUCCCCGAAGAUGCCAUCGACGACCGGGCAUUCGUCAAGUACGAGGCUUACUACAGGUUGCUUAAGAACGUGAUCGUGUGGGCGCACAUUCCAAACAUGAGCCACGUAACCUGCGCCUUCGAUGGAAGCUUCUUUGAGCCGUGGUUCGAGUGGCUGAAGCGCAAGCCUCUGUCGGUUGCCACCAAGAGCCUUCUGUCGCUGAGCCUGGCGCCGCUUCGCUACCCGAUGCCGUCCGCCCAGGCAGGCCGGAACUGCUUUCGCAAGGAGUCGGCGAUAAAGCCUCAGAGGGUUCCUUUCGCGCAGGUGUGCCUCAGAGUGCCUGACAUGGCGGCGGAGGAACCGCUACCGAGGACUGCGUGUCACGUGUACCACGACCUGCACGACUGCUACGUCACCUUCUCAUCCAAGGCACUGAGCGCCAUUGCCGAAGUGGUGAAUCGACACUUCCACAACGGCCUGGCCGUGGUCGAUCUCAACUUCGACGACUACCUCGGCGUUUGCGGCGAGCGCCACCGGCUCUUCAACGCACUCUACAACAUCGUCGAUGCGUCGUGAACUCUAGCGGCUAGAAGUUCGGGCUCGAACCUGGACGCGGCACAGCCUGGAGGUUAACGUACCUCAAAUGACUCUCGAAGCGGGGUGUCCCUGGAAGGCCGAAAUAAAAUUUCGUGUCUUGG
This is a messenger RNA of Dermacentor silvarum, 2735 nucleotides long. RefSeq lists its product as uncharacterized. NCBI's taxonomy places the organism in Eukaryota, Metazoa, Arthropoda, Arachnida, Ixodida, Ixodidae. The transcript is spliced from 13 exons. The record is from RefSeq and is a predicted model, not a curated record. The coding region runs from base 1099 to 2613 and encodes 504 amino acids.